UAUUCCCUCUCUCCCUCUCUUUCUCGAACAAUGACAAUCUCACCGUUACUAUUCAUUGGUUUGAUUUGCCUUGCAGGCGGUGGCUCUCUUCUACCGGCGGCGGAAGCGAUAUGGUUAACGGUUCCAAGUUCAGGCGAGAGAUGUGUCUACGAAGAGAUCCAUGCCAAUGUGGUCGUUGUCGUCGAUUACCUUUGCAUCGAUCAAAAUAACAUCGGACUUGGUCCCACAGUUGAUGUCCGGGUAAAUUCAGCUUACGGGAAAGAACUGUACAAGAAAACAAACGAGACGCACGGUCAGUUUGCGUUUACAACGAGCGAGUCCGGAACAUACCUAGCUUGUUUUUUGAUACACCACGAUCAGACACAUUAUACAGCCAGCAAUAGCACUGCUAUCGUCAAUAUUGACUGGAAGAUGGGA
This is a messenger RNA of Brassica napus (rape), 417 nucleotides long. Its product is annotated as transmembrane emp24 domain-containing protein p24delta6. Gene Ontology annotation, biological process: intracellular protein transport; Golgi organization; endoplasmic reticulum to Golgi vesicle-mediated transport. The record is from RefSeq and is a predicted model, not a curated record. Gene Ontology annotation, cellular component: endoplasmic reticulum; Golgi apparatus; endoplasmic reticulum-Golgi intermediate compartment. The transcript is spliced from 2 exons. The annotation marks the transcript as partial. Lineage: Eukaryota; Viridiplantae; Streptophyta; Magnoliopsida; Brassicales; Brassicaceae.